GUUCUUGGUGGAGAUCAUCGUUCAACCAAUGUUGAGAAACUGUUAUUUGUUAAUCAUACAGAAUGUGAAUGCCAAACAAAACCGAACAUUACAACUACUGUUGCUCCAACAACACCUCUUCCAACAACUACCACUACAACACUACCAACGACGACAACAUCGACGUCAAAAACAACCGAAGAACAAUUUCCCUUAGGAGACCAAAAAUAUAACAAGUGUCGUUCCUGUCCAUCGCCCUUCCAUUCACGUGAAUUGGAAGAUGGGAUUUGCAGUUGCGAUUGUUUUGAUCGCCAUAAACCUUGCAUCCGAAUCAAGAGAGGAAGAGAAGCUCUUUCGGAUGGCGAGCGGAGGUGCGUAUUAGCUGGUCACUGUCAUAUUCCCGAAUGCGAUUACGGAAGCUACGACCCGGACAGAGGCCGUUGUCCCAAAAGGCCCGAUUACGACGGUUUUAAAGGAAAUGACGGCAAAAGGCCCACUCCAAACCACAAGAAUCCUAACCACAGGUGGACUUAUUUUGAGAGAGAUUGAUCAUCAACUUCUGUAUUUACGAAACCACUUGUUUCGAGGAUCGAACUCGUUGCCUUGUGUUUACAUUUCUUACUUGAAAAAACAAUCCAGGAGGACAACCUAACUCUCAUUGCGAAUUUUUUUUUUUGUUCCAUUCGAAUACUUCAGCGAAAGUAAUUGAGCUUGAGUUUUAAUUUACAGUGGCUUCCUUAUAAGGAAAUGUACAAUAAGUGUUUAGUUCCUGUUGCCAUCCAUUUUGAGCUUUAUUCAUAAAUUAAAGUAUGGACAUCACUAUGUAGCGAUGAUGCAACAUCUAUAGUUUGUGUUCACUGUGAAUAUUUUGUGUUUUGCUAAGAGUUCAUUCACU
Messenger RNA from Parasteatoda tepidariorum (common house spider), 874 nucleotides. The record is from RefSeq and is a predicted model, not a curated record. Lineage: Eukaryota; Metazoa; Arthropoda; Arachnida; Araneae; Theridiidae.